Messenger RNA from Paramuricea clavata, 3041 nucleotides. The record is from the annotation of a GenBank genome assembly. NCBI's taxonomy places the organism in Eukaryota, Metazoa, Cnidaria, Anthozoa, Malacalcyonacea, Plexauridae.
AUGGCACAACUAACGCUUGAAAGUGCGAGGGGGAAAAUGAAAUUUAAAAAAUUCCUUCACAUCCACAAACAUCGCUUGGAUGUGAAGCCUCUGGCGUCUUUUGAAGUUGCCAAAGAAAUGAAAUGUACUGCAAGCUGUACGAAAAGUGAAGAAUGUUUCUCAUUUAAUGUCAAGAAGUUGACAGCGAACAGUUUUCUGUGCGAAUUGCUCAACACAAGUAAAUAUAUCGAUGCCGAAAAUCUAACGCAGGACAACAGCUUUUCACAUUACUAUUUACAGGUACUAAAUGAUUAAUUAUUUUCUUCCAUAAUAUAUAGACACUUCUCAAAUCUGCUGGCCAGGUAGUUCAUUCAUUCAUUCAGGUAGUUGAAUUCCUCUCAAUUUCUCUUAUUUAAAAUGGACUACAUUGGCACAUUGCCCGCGUUGAUUUCAAGCUGUCGUUUCGUGAAACGUGUGUUUUGAGUUUGUAUGUUUGUUUUUUUUCUUACUUUGUUCAUGUCGGGGGAAAAUAUUUCCAAAUCACAAAUUCAACCCAUUGACAUUUACUGUGUAUGUCAAUAAUUUAACCCAUUGAGUUUUAAAACUCGAUUCAAGUUUUGAGAUUUUGGGUCUGUUCAUGCAACGGUCGCAAAAAAGUUCUGAAAAAAAAGCUAAACUGUUUGAUUUGUACAGAGUUUGAAAGAGUCAAGAGCCAAGAAGCAAUUUUUUUCAACGCGCGUAUUUGCGACAAAAAGUGUUCAAAACCUAAAAUCUUUUUGGCGUUCCUCUCAAAAAUUACUUUUUUAAGCUUUAUUUUGCAGUUUACACAGUUAGGAACCUUUUUAAAUGUAUCUGGCGGUUGAGAAACACAUAAUUAUAGUUAAAUAUUGUCAAUUUAGAUACAAAUAUCAUUGAUGCUGUAAAAUUGACGCCAUAUUUAUAUGCAGCAAUAUAAGCAAAAUUUACUGAACUUCAGACAUCAUUUUCUCUUUGGCGUACCAUCUAAAAUCUCUUCAUUUUAACCUAAUUUUACAGAUAAAGCACUAAACAUACUUUUUAAGUUUGUUUGCCGCUUGUGAAAGGUAUGACAAAUUUUAAAAAUUGAAUAUAGUCAUAACGAAGAGGAAAAGUAUAUUCAUUAGUUUGAGCGCGCGUGUUACGUAACAUACAAAAGAUUCUCCUCUUAAAAAUUUGGCUCCUUAAACUCAAAAGGAAGCGCCAUCCAUUCCUAUAGAUUUUAGAUCAAUAAUAGAACCACAAAUGUGAUAUCAUUUCAGGAUCCAUGCGUUCCAAAUCCGUGCGUGACUGGGAACUGCAAGUCUGACAAGAAGGCAGAAUUCAUAUGCCAGAAUUGUCCUGCAAAAAUAACUGGUAAAAGAUGUGAUGUAUGUGCAGGUACAAGAAGAUUUUUCUAUCAUUUCUGCUUCGGGGCUUUAUGGCUGGAAUUCCUCAAAUCUUCUUCCCUGCACAGUAGAACUCCGCGUUCAACCUCGUCCCCAGGGCAUUUUGCCACCACGGCUGAAGGUCGGCGAAAAUGCCCCUCAUGGGAUCGGCUGGUCACAUGACACCCAGAAUUUCUGGGUGUUUUGAUACGAUAAUUUAUGUGAACAAAGAAAUUGUUUGUUUGUUCACAAAUAAUAAAUGAGAAGUAAGGAACAAUUUUCCAACUUAUUCAUCUAAAGGCUUUAUCUUUAGAGCAGUAUACUUGCCUUCUUAUAUCCAUGAGUCCGACAAACUGUCACAAACACAUAGCAAGACAAGUAUACAAAGGACGUAAGUGAGUCUUGACUAUACUCUCGGACAAUGCAGUCUCGAUAUUUUCUUAAGUUUGCCGUAUCAUUUGAAGACAAAAAAAUUUAAAAGCACUAGAGUUGUUUGAAUAUAGCUCACACUGCAAAAGAAUGGACCAUUUGCAUUAUAGACUAAAUUUUGAUCUAGACAAAAAUUUCAUCACAGCUUGAAAGAGCAUCACAAAAUUAGUAAUAUUCCAAAGUUUCGUUGCGAAAUGUUGUAAAAUGCGGAUAAUAUAUCCUUGCGAAAUUUGCAAUUUUCAGUCAUUUUGUAUUACAAACGGGAAAUUGAUGCCCCAACACCCGAUUGGGCUGUCAAUUUCCCGUGCGUAAUACAAAAUGACUGAAAAACGGCAAACUUCGCAUGGCUAUAUUAUCCGCAUUUUACAACAUUUCGCAACGAAACUUUGGAAUAUUACUAAUUUUGUGAUGCUCUUUCAAGCUGUGAUGAAAUUUUUGUCUAGAUCAAAAUUUAGUCUAUAAUGCAAAUGGUCCAUUAAUGCGUUUUGAACUGGCUAAUGGGAUUGUAUGGAAUUGACCGACCGAUCCCAGGACAAUUGAAAUACGGUUUUCAGUCCUAAACAAAAGUUAGAUAACUUUAAUUAUUGUUUAAACGAAAUUAAGACGAUUAAUAGCAUUCAACAUUUGUUUUUUGUCCAAAACAUGGAAUUUCAUACAAUUUGUAACAAGCAGUUAAUCAGUUUGUUAGAUCAUGAAGUGUGACAGUCAUUUCAAUUGCUCAAAAUACUUCACACUUCAUUGAAUCCUGGGUAAGCAGGACCAUAUAAACAGCCGUUUUCGGCUAGAGAAAUCACAAGAUAAAUUCCGCUCAGCGCGGAAAAUUCCGCCUAGUGAAAAACGGCCUUUACCCGUUGAAGGUUGCGUAAUGGCAGUCGAAAGCUCGUUGAAGCAUUUUAUAUUUUAAAUCACAGAGCGUCCAGAAAAACGUAAUAUGCACCGUUGUUGCGCAUUUUAAACCACCCUGCCUUUUAUAUAGGUCCAAAUCACAACUUUGCUUUGGGAAAGCCAACAGAACAAUCGUCUAUCUAUGUCAUCGGUGCAUACGGAUCAUUCCCGUCCAGUCUGGCUGUCGAUGGAAAUACAGGUGACGCUUAUAAAAGCGCUGAAAAUAAACCUCAGUGUAGCAUGACGCACGGUGAUCUCAAGGCUUGGUGGCGAGUUGAUUUCGGUGAAACAAUCCCCGUGGCUCGUAUGGCUAUCACUAACCGUGGUGACUGUUGCUGGAGUCGCUUGAGAGAUGUCGAAUUAAGG